Molecule: messenger RNA, 4824 nt
Organism: Chionomys nivalis (European snow vole)
Lineage: Eukaryota; Metazoa; Chordata; Mammalia; Rodentia; Cricetidae
Gene: Inpp1
Product: inositol polyphosphate-1-phosphatase
Exons: 6
Coding region: 480-1673 (397 amino acids)
Biological process (GO): phosphatidylinositol phosphate biosynthetic process
Molecular function (GO): inositol-1,4-bisphosphate 1-phosphatase activity
Source: RefSeq, a predicted model, not a curated record
CAGAAGUCACAGGCGUCACCGCGCCUUUCCACGCCACCAGCCCGGGGAAAGAGAAGGGCGGGGACCUGGCAGCAACUGGGCUACACGACUCGCAGCCAAGAGAGGCAGGGCACCUCCCCGGCUUUGCAGCGGUGACCUCCGCGGUCCUCCAGGCCGCUCGCCCUCCGGCUGCGCCCGCCCCAGGACGCCGGCGCCUGGUCCCCAAGCGACUACCUCCUGGCGUUGGCACUCCCCUCCUCCUCCUCGCUCGCCCCUCCUCCGCCUCUUCCGUUUCAGAGGGAAAGUCUGCAGCCUCCUUCUGGGCUCCGCAUCCCCGCUUAGGUAAUCCUCUUUCCUGCUUACGCCACCCCUCCCCGGUGUCCCCGCGCCAGCGUCUCCUCCUCCGCGCAUCUGGGUCCCCGCGAGCGGCGCGCGCUCCAUCGCCUCCGCGGAGGGCAGCCGAGAGCCAGAGGAGCCAGAGGGCGGGGGAACCUUUAGAAAUGUCAGACAUCCUCCGGGAGCUGCUCCGCGUCUCCGAGAAGGCUGCUAACAUCGCCCGGGCAUGCCGGCAGCAGGAGGCCCUCUUCCAGCUGCUCGUGCAGGAGAAGAAAGAUGCGGAGAAGAACAAGAAGUUCGCAGCAGACUUCAAGACCCUGGCGGACGUGCUGGUGCAGGAAGUCGUAAAGCAGAACAUGGAGAAUAAGUUUCCAGGCUUGGGGAAAAAAACUUUUGGCGAAGAAUCCAAUGAAUUUACAAAUGAUUUGGGGGAAAAGAUCACCGUGGAGCUGCGGUCCACGGAGGAGGAGACAGCAGAGCUUCUCGGCAGAGUCCUGGAUGGCAACGUGCCGGCGUCUGAAGCGCUGGCGAAGGUGGUGCAUCAGGAUGUGGACCUAACUGACCCCACUCUGGAGUCCCUGGAGAUCAGGGUUCCACAGGACAUUCUGGGGAUUUGGGUGGACCCCAUAGAUUCUACCUAUCAGUAUAUUAAAGGUUCUGCCGAUGUGAAAUCCAACCAGGGAGUCUUCCCCAGUGGGCUUCAGUGUGUGACGAUUUUGAUUGGUGUCUAUGACAUACAGACAGGCGUGCCCCUGAUGGGGGUCAUCAACCAGCCUUUUGUGUCUCAGAAUCUAACUACUCUAAGGUGGACCGGGCAGUACUACUGGGGCCUCUCUUACAUGGGGACCAACAUCCAUUCCCCGCAGAUCGCCCUCUCUAAAGGGACCGGCGGUGAAACCCAGACUGAAAACUCAGACGGGGAGAUCUCCCGCCCCCUUUCCGCAGUCAUCAGUACCAGCGAGAAGGAGACCAUCAAAGCGGCACUGUCGCGAGUGUGCGGAGGCGGCGUCUUCCCGGCAGCGGGGGCAGGCUACAAGAGCCUCUGUGUAGUCCAAGGCCUGGUUGACAUUUACAUCUUCUCAGAGGACACCACGUUCAAGUGGGACUCCUGUGCCGCCCACGCCAUUCUGAGGGCCAUGGGUGGGGGCAUUGUAGACAUGAAAGAGUGCUUGGCGCGAAAUCCCAAACCGGGGCUGGACUUACCACAGUUGCUGUAUCACACGGAAAACAAAGGUGCUUCCGGAGUGGAUCUUUGGGCCAACAAGGGAGGACUGAUAGCCUAUAGGUCCAGGCAUCGGCUGGACACUUUCCUGAGCUGCCUCAUCCAAAACCUCGGGCCUUUGAAGACACAGACAUAGGGCUCUGACCUCAACUCGCCCUAAAGCUGAACCUAACCCCUUUGUGCUGUCUGUCUCUCCAAGAUAGCUCUGCCUUGUUGUUUAAUGUUCCCUUGCCUCUUUUCAGAAACAUUUUCCAGUUAUGUGUUUAUAAUAUUAAUUUCUGUAAAUUAUGACAUUCAAGUCACAACUAAGUUGGUAUAUGAUAUUCUUACAGGGAACCUUGUUCUGUUAAUGUUGCUUGGAACCCUUCAAUAAAAUUCCAAGCAGGAGUGAAAUUGCCCGGCUGGAGUAGCAUGGCUGAAUACCCAGCUGUUAGGGAGCCAGGCUUGAGCUGGGUUUUAUUUCUCGUCCUGGAGAAGAAAUCUGUGGUUUGGGCCUGAGGCAGGAGAUUCAGAACUGUGGAUCUAAAUAAUGGAGCCAAGUGCAUAGGCUUUCAAUAGUUUGUGUUUCUCCUUUAAAAUAAAUAAGUAAAAGCUCGAUUCGGAGGCAGGGAAGGAAUUGGAAAUCAGAAAUAAAAAGGAGAGAUACGCAGAGACUGGAGAAAGCAUGCAGAGAGAGAGAGAGAGGAGAGAGAGAGAGAGAAUGUAUAUACAGUCAAGUGAUAGCUAAUUUCCUACCAUAGAUCAAGCAGAAGAGGGGUAUGUGUGUGUGUGUGUGUGAUAGCUAACCUCCUACCAUAGGCCAAGCAGAAGAGCUGUGUGUGCGUGUGUGUGUGCGUGUGUGCGCGCGCGCGCACGCGCAUGUGUAAAUGUAUAUGCAGGAGUGAUAGCUAACCUCCUACCAUAGGGCAAGCAGAAGAGGUGGGGCAAAGAGCUCCCCCUGUUUUGCAUAGUUAUUUACUCUCUACUGCAACCCCAGUGUGACCCUCUGUUUUGCCACACUAACGACUCUUAGAGCUGUACAGUGUCCUUCCGCAACCCAGGUCACCCUAAUGGUGUCCACUGGAGGGAUCAAGCGAACCUUCAGCCGGCUGCAGUCCCUCCGUGCUCUCUGGGUACUGAUGGAUGUUUCUACGUUAAUAUUACAAUCCCAAGUUACUGGGAGGAAGUCAGACCUGUUUGUUCCUUCCGUUAUUCCUAAACUUGAGAAAUGAAUUGACAAAUAAUGUAUGUAUAUUUAUGUUGUACACCUGUGAUUUCUUUGAAGUGCGCAUGCUACAUGGAGCUAAUAGCAUGCCUUGUGGUGAGGAGACCAACAAAUAUUACUAGUGACCUUCCAGGAUAUGCCCCACUGUUAACUACAGUCACCAUGUUGGACGGCAGAUCUCUUGAACAUUCUAACUGAAAUUUCAUCUCCUUUUACCAAUAUCUCUUCCUAACUCCCCCUGCCUCAGCUCUAAGUGGACAAUAUUCUACUCUUCGCUCCUGAGUUUGUUUUUUAGACUGCAGAGAGAAUCCAGCUCUAUAAUGGCAAAGCUCAAAUCAGUCGUCCUUGCAGGACCUGUGACAAGCACUGAAGAACACUCAGGAUGAUUCCAGAAUGCUGACCGCUGUGGUCAAUACUAUAAUAAACAUGGAGCAUACUUCACGGAGGAACGGAAGAACAGAUUCCACAAAGCUGUCCUCGGAUCUCCACGCAGGCAUGUGUGCACCUGCAUUGUGUCCACACUCUCAUACGAUAAUAAAGUUGAAACAGUUAGAUCCUGUUCAGAACAGAGGCCCUGACCUCCGUUCAUUCUUUCUUUCCAUUGCGAUCACACACGUGAGUCCCAUAAACUCUCUGGCCUGUUGACACUUCCUCAUGGGAGAGGCAGAGAAGCUCAUGUGACUUCAUGGGAAUUUUAGGAGGUUCCCCACGGAGGUUAUGCAAAAAGAAAAUAAUGGACCAUGGCGGAAGAGGAUUCUUCUGUUGCGUAGCUGCUCAUAGUUACGGGGGGGGGGGGGUGCAAACUCCAUUCCACUCCCUGUCUUUAUGGGCAGGGCUACUUCAGAUUCAGAUUACCUCAGUUAAACGGAGUCAAACCUUUGUGUCUAUUUUGUGAGUAGCUAAUUUCACUUACCAUGUUACAUGUAUGUCAGCAUUUCCCCCUUGCUAAGGCUGAGUGUUAUUUCAUUGCCUGUGUUCUGCCGUUUUUGUUUACCUUUUCAUUUCCCCCCCCAUUUCUAUCUUUGGUGGCUGUAUGCAAAGCUGUUAUGAAUGACAAAUUUCCAAAUAUUGGAUAAUAGUUUCGAUAUGCAGUAUUGUAUAUUUCAAUUGCAGUCAUGUAGAGACAAAUCGUUAAUCACAGUUGAAGGUAGGGAGGAUUAUAUAAUACUUGAUCACAGAAGCAAAAAUUAAAAUGUUAUGCUGAUCUGGGGGAAGCAGAAAUAACUUUUUCUGAAAACAAAGCUCGUGAUCACUGAAUAUUUUGUGAGCAUUUCUGAUAAUUUAUGUACAUCUAUUCCUAGAAUCAUGCUUUUAUGGGUGUCGAAUAAUCACCACUAUCAAAAAUUAUUCUAAAUGUGUCCUUAAAAUAGUGUAGUAAGGGCUGGGCAGAUGAUGGCUCAGUGGAUACAGUUCUAAAUAUGAAAAUCUGAAUUUGGGUCUCUGUACGACACAAGAGCCAGGUGUGGCAGCUUGCAUAACCCUGACUCCGGGGCUGGAGUGAGUGAAACGAGAGAGAGAGAGAGAGAGAGAGAGAGAGAGAGAGAGAGAGAGAGAGAGAGAGACCAUGGAGGUUGACCAGAUAGCCUAGCCAAACACAGUUGAACUUUAAGUUCAGUCUCCUAGUUAGCAACAUCUUCCAACUGACAGCCCAGAGUUAUCUGGGGGAGUCUCAGCUGGGGGAUUGCCUUGAUCGAUUGGCCUGGGGAAUAUUUGUAGAGAUAUUUUCUUUUCUUUCUUUUUUGUUUUUUCAAGACAGGGUUUCUCUGUGGCUUUGUAGCCUGUCCCGGAACUAGCUCUUGUAGACCAGGCUGGCCUCGAACUCACAGAGAUCUGCCUGCCUCUGCCUCUGCCUCUGCCUCCCAAGUGCUGGGAUUAAAGAUGUGUGCCACCACUGCCCAGUGGAUAUUUUCUUAAUUGCUAAUUGAUGUAAGGUGCCCCAGUCCAGUGCGGGUGGUACCAUCCCUCAGCAGAUAAGCAGAGCAGAUGCUAGAGAAAACAGUAGGCAGCUUUUCUUCAUGACUUUUGCUUGAGUCCCUGCCCUGACUCCCUUCAGUAAUUUGUCUGUAACCUCUAAGAUGAAAUA